Exophiala mesophila is the source of this 1743-nucleotide messenger RNA. RefSeq lists its product as uncharacterized. Lineage: Eukaryota; Fungi; Ascomycota; Eurotiomycetes; Chaetothyriales; Herpotrichiellaceae. The coding region runs from base 324 to 1583 and encodes 419 amino acids. Gene Ontology annotation, molecular function: FAD binding. The record is from RefSeq and is a predicted model, not a curated record. The transcript has a single exon.
UCACAGGAACCUUUGUCAAGGGAACCUUUGUCAAGGGAACCUUUGUGUCGAGCACGUGCUGCAGAAGGCUACCACAUUCAAGGGUAGACAUGCCUAGGAUUGCCCAGCUGCCGAAACACCAGACCAAUGUUGAUUCCUCGUAUCUUAAAGCAGGGCUCAGGUCACACUCAUACUUAUAUCACUGCUGAAUCCCUCCCAGUACCGACUUCCCCUCCUUCCGUGUCUAUCUCUACUACUCCGUCCGCCUUGAAGAGAGUUAGCCGCUCAUCUGACCAUUGACCAACACAUGAGAUCCUAGGCAACGUUCUCAGCACGCUGAAGCCAUGCCUGAUACCAAUAUCCUCGUGGUUGGGGCGUCCAUAGCUGGCCCCAUGACCGCUUACUGGUUAGCCAAAGCAGGGGCAAAUGUCACCGUAAUUGAGCGCUUCCCAGAGCUGCGCGGCGGUGGACAGAGCAUUGAUAUUCGCACCACCGGUGUUGCGGUUAUGCGCAAAAUCCCAGGUAUGGAGGAGGCCGUGCGAAGGAAGUUCACUCAGUUAGAAGGCAUCAGUCUGGUGCGUGACAACGGACAGCCAUAUGGAACCCUCAAAGCAACUGGCAACCCAGAUCAACAGUCGCUUGUUUCAGAAUAUGAGAUCCUUAGGGGCGAUCUGUCAAAGAUACUCUUCGAUAUGACCAAGGACAGCGACAAGAUCAAGUACAUCUUCAACGAGCAGAUUGCCUCAAUGCAACAAGCCGAGUCUGGCGAUGGUCCGAUCACAGUCAAUUUUCUCAAUGGCUUUCCAACCUCUACGUACGACCUCGUGGUUGCUUGUGACGGCUCAACAUCCAGGACUAGAGCUAUGGGCCUGGGUUGCGGUCUCCGGGAUUAUGUCGAAUCCACUAACAGCUGGGCCGCUUUCUUCUCAAUUGACCAGGAUCUCGCCCAGGGUAGUAAAGUCGGACAAGGAUACAAUGCUACCGGUGGCCGGUUUGUCGCUCUCGGAUCUGAUCCAGAUGGCGUCAAUCGAGCAGUCUUUAUGUGCUUGCGGCCGCACCAAGACGCGGUGGAAUCAUUCCGCGAAGCGAUGAAGCAAGGAGAAGACGCCCUCAAAGGGUUUGUCGCCCGCCACUAUCAAGAAGUGGGCUGGAAAACUCCUGAGAUCAUCAAGUGCAUGAUGGAUUCGAAAGAUUUUUACGCCAACGAGAUCGUGCAAAUCAAACCUCCUACGCUCUUCAAAGGCCGAUUUGUCCUGGUUGGCGACGCAGGCUACGCACCGGGGCCUACUGGCACGGGCACCACGCUUGCCAUGACCGGGGCAUAUACAUUGGCUGGCGAGCUCAACAAGCAUAAAGGCGAUCUGCAGGCAGGACUUGAGGGUUACGAGAAGCAGAUGAGACCACUCAUUGAUGACAUGCAGAAGACAUCGUCAGUAAUUUACACAAUCAUUGCGCCACAAACAGCAUGGGGAAUAUGGAUCCGGAACCAUAUUUUCGCAUUUAUAACCUGGAGCAGGAUUAUCGAUGUUGCUCAGAGAUACUUGGGUGGUGCUUUUGCGAGCGGCGACAAAUAUGCCUUGCCAGAAUAUGAGUGGGCAGCAUAAUGCCAUAAUAUUUCGAGCGACCUGGAAAGACGCCAUGGGAUAUCUAGGCAUGAUGCUACUGUCAUGUUAAUUGUACCAUUAUUUCUUAUAUCAGUCUGCAUCCGCAGGUUACGUUAUAGCAUGUCCAGAUUCUCCUCAUUCAAAGAUACUAGGUAUGGUG